This is a messenger RNA of Camellia sinensis, 772 nucleotides long. The record is from RefSeq and is a predicted model, not a curated record. NCBI's taxonomy places the organism in Eukaryota, Viridiplantae, Streptophyta, Magnoliopsida, Ericales, Theaceae.
AGGAGAUGUUUUGGCACAAAUAAAUCCCAUCCUUACAAAAAAGGAUAGGAGAUGGCUUUGCCUCAGAUCUUAUAUUCUCAAUGCAGAAAUCGUGGAAUUCUUCUUCGUGGAUACAACUCCAUUCCGAGAUAAAUACUUUACUGAGACAGACCAUACUUACGACUGGCGAGGCGUGCUUCCUAGGAAGGAAUACCUCUCAAAUCUCUUGAAGGAUGUGGAUUCAGCCAUAAGUGAAUCAAGCGCAAGAUGGAAAAUUGUAGUUGGUCACCAUACUAUGAGAAGCGCUGGAAAACAUGGUGACACAGUAGAGCUCGUAGCCAAACUUCUCCCAAUACUUCAGGCAAACAAUGUUGAUCUUUACAUUAAUGGACACGACCAUUGUUUGCAACACAUCAGUAGUCCUGACAGUCCACUUCAAUUUUUAACAAGUGGUGGUGGCUCGAAGGCAUGGAGGGGUGAUGUCAGUUGGUGGGAUCCAAAGGAAAUGAAGUUGUACUAUGAUGGACAAGGCUUUAUGACUCUCCAAAUUACUCUAAACGAAAUUGAUGUUGUAUUUUAUGAUAUUAUUGGCAAUGUUUUACACAAAUGGAGUGUAACCAAGCAGGUUUACGCUGCUGAAUAGAGAGGGUCACAGGAAAGGACAUGCACUUGCAGAUCUUAUUUAAUUAUUAUGUUUGUUGUAAAACUUAAAUUAGUCAUGGGGGAUACGUAAGUGAAACUUAUUAUUGUAUAAUGGUUUGUUUAAUAGAUCGGAUUGUUGUAUUGAAAGUAA